This is a messenger RNA of Exaiptasia diaphana, 1636 nucleotides long. RefSeq lists its product as uncharacterized. NCBI's taxonomy places the organism in Eukaryota, Metazoa, Cnidaria, Anthozoa, Actiniaria, Aiptasiidae. The coding region runs from base 101 to 589 and encodes 162 amino acids. The record is from RefSeq and is a predicted model, not a curated record. The transcript has a single exon.
GUACAUCGACGGUACAUUCAAGCUGUGUCGCCACCCGUUCACGCAGCUAUUUACCAUCAACGCCUUUGUAGAGAAUGGUGACUGUGCGAAACAGGUACCGAUGGUGUUCGUUUUAAUGUCAGGACGAAAAGCCCGCGACUACACUGCAGUCCUCCAAAGAGUUUCAGAUGCCUUGCCAGACAACCCCUCAGUGGAGACCAUCAUCGCAGACUUUGAGAAAGCCGCCUGGAAGUCAUGCCGCCGAGUCUUCCCCAACAUCACCAUGCGUGGCUGCGUGUUUCACUUAGUUCAAGCUGUCUACCGCAAAGUCCAGGAACUUGGCCUCCAAGUGGCAUAUGCAAACGACGACUCCACUUACAUCCUAAUACGAAAGCUGAUGGCACUACCCUUCCUACCGACCGACUGUAUCAGACGCAACUUCCGACGACUGAAAGACGACGCCACCCCAGAACUCCGACAACUCGUUGAUUACUUCGAGGACAACUGGCUAGCAUCCCCUGUCUGGACCAAAGACAACUGGUGUGUCUUCAAAGAAGCGAUACGGACGAACAACGACAUCGAAGGGUGGCACAACGAUAAUAGUCUGUGAGACAAAUACAUGUCUUUUGGCACUGAAUUAAGUACUUAGUUAACAACAAAUAGUUAACGCGAGUCGAGUGGAUCAUUGCAGUGGUUUGCCGAUGAAAAUUAUUUAAGUUUACCAACAUAUCUUAAACAAAAACUUUGACAUUUCAAGAACUCCAGAACUCUUGAUUAGUUUCUGCUCUAGAAAAAUAGCAAUAAUACAAUGUUAUAUGUGUGGGGCGACAUCACUUAUAUAUAUGGGGCGAGAUCACGGGGCGACAUCACUUCGGGGCGACAUCACUGGUAUUCCAAUUUACAAUAAAGUCAUUACAAAAUACCCACCCACUUUUUAACUCGAAGAUUGCAAAGCAAGAGUUAUAGGAGGGAGAUGAUCUGUGUGAGGGACUAGUAAAUAAGUCACUAAUUUUUUCUGUAAUAAGGGCAUUUAGAAAUCCAUAACCAAGAUGGACAGGUGUUUUGAUACAGAAAUGGCUUUUUAAACACACAAAAUGUGUUUUUUGAGGUCUAGAAGUUCUUGUAUAAGAAUCUGUUGAUUUCAGAAACUGUCGUUUUAGGAGAUAUCGUGUCAAUAUGUCUCAUAGAUACAGCAUUCUAUUAUGAUAAUUUCAAGGAUUAUUCCAAUCCACGUCAAUUAAUAUUUAAUGCUCAUCGAUUCAUCUAAACUUUAUCCUUUGUAAAAAAGCGAUGCAAGGAUGACACUACAGUAAGAACUCAAAAUAUAAAUUUUAACGGUCAGCAUUCAAAGGUAUCAUCACUUCAAACUAAGAAAUUGUCAUGGUGUUGAUAAUUCAUUGUCGAUACAUUUUAUAGAUUUUUUGUCGAAAUUAGACCAUAUCUGAACAAAGUCUGAGGCUUCAUACAAUUUAUGUCCAUGGUAUACUUGUCUAACAAUCUUUGAGUUGUGUCGCCAUUGGCGGCGUGAUUUUUCUUGUAUGUUUACCCUGAUUAUCCAUGAUGCACUUGUAGUAAGAUUUGCAUUUUGUUUUUCAAAUCUACAACAUUUCUGUCAAACAUUUGCUCACUCACUUCUUUUUGUAAACUGCUAAAUUUA